UCUUGCUAAAUCAUCAACACCAUUUCUCUCUCCCUCUCUCUCUAGUGGAGCUCCCUGCAGCAGUUAUUGCAAUGGCGAGGAAGCAAACAAUGAUGAUUUUCUUUCUAGUUAUGUUCCUCAAUUGGGUUCUCUUAGUACAAAAUCAUGCCAUCAGUGAGGCUCCAACACCACAGCCGCAACCCAUUGGCAAUCAUCCCGGUCCCAUGCCCGGAGUCACUGAAGGCAGCCUUCAACCUCAAGAGUGUGGGCCUCGAUGCACAGAUAGAUGCUCGAAGACAGCGUUCAAGAAGCCAUGCAUGUUCUUCUGUCAAAAGUGCUGUGCCAAAUGCUUGUGUGUGCCUUUUGGGACGUAUGGCAACAAGCAGUCUUGCCCUUGCUACAAUGACUGGAAGACUAAAAGAGGAGGCCCGAAAUGCCCUUGAAUUUCACACCCGUCUCUGUUUUCCUAGUUUCAAAAUUCAACUACCAUUAUUAAUUGGUUGUAAAUUGCUGAUCAUUCUAAUUUAUGUGUAAUUAUUAUAUUAAUUGCAUCUUCCAUGGAUGCCACUUAAAACUUAAUUCUAGCUGCAGUUAGUAUCUCUAGCUAUUUGUCAGUUUGGACAAGGAAUGUAAAAUUAAGAGUAAAUAUGGUUGGUUGAGAUUUAAUCUUGGUUUACACUCAACCUCAUCUCAAGAUCAAUGAUCAUGUUUCCUUAUUUUAAAUAAACAUUGAAAGUGGAGAUUUAAAUCUC
Messenger RNA from Momordica charantia (bitter melon), 731 nucleotides. Its product is annotated as protein GAST1. The record is from RefSeq and is a predicted model, not a curated record. Lineage: Eukaryota; Viridiplantae; Streptophyta; Magnoliopsida; Cucurbitales; Cucurbitaceae.